UUAUGUUCACAUCAACCCAACUUUCCAUCUCUUUCUCUUAGCAUAAAAGCCACCACUUUCUCAGAUCCCUCCAUCUCUAAUAACCCACAACAUUUUCAGCUUCUAUUCUUGUUGCAAUCUCUCACAAUGGCUGAUGAGACCAUCACUGAUUCUUUCAAAGAGCAAGAUUGGUUCCUCCCCCUAGCUAAUGUUAGUCGUAUCAUGAAGAAAUCACUUCCAAAAACCACGAAGAUAUCGAAAGCUAAGGAGAUUGUCCAAGAAUGUGUUUCUGAGUUCAUCAGCUUCAUUACUGAUGAAGCCUCUGAUAAGUGUCUAAGAGAGAAGAAAAAGACCAUCAAUGGUCAUGAUCUCCUAUGGGCCAUGACAACUCUUGGGUUUGAAAACUAUGUGAGGUCUUUGAAGGUUGUCUUAACAAGUGCAGAGGUCGAGACUCAGGGACAAGGAGAGACGGAUAUCAUGGCUAGACAAGGAUUUAAUAAUGGGUUUUAUUCCGUCGAUGCCCAAGUAGUUCCUAAGAACUUUAGGGACGAAAGGAAGGGUCACCAGCCAUGGAAUAAAGAACUAGAAAAUGGGUGGUUUUUAAAUGGGUAGAAUCCAUGAAAACUAAAUGAAGGACAUAGCUAAUCACUAUCAUGGUGAUUCAAAAUAUGGGUUACUACCUUCUCUUUCU
Molecule: messenger RNA, 670 nt
Organism: Macadamia integrifolia
Lineage: Eukaryota; Viridiplantae; Streptophyta; Magnoliopsida; Proteales; Proteaceae
Product: nuclear transcription factor Y subunit B-3-like
Exons: 1
Coding region: 127-591 (154 amino acids)
Biological process (GO): regulation of transcription by RNA polymerase II
Cellular component (GO): CCAAT-binding factor complex
Molecular function (GO): RNA polymerase II cis-regulatory region sequence-specific DNA binding; protein heterodimerization activity; DNA-binding transcription activator activity, RNA polymerase II-specific
Source: RefSeq, a predicted model, not a curated record